AUGUCUGCCUCCCCGUACAGACCGAUCGACUCUGCGCACGGCGAAAUCCGCCGCCUGGUCCUGCACCCGGCCUCAAAACGCGAUGCGGAAAUCGUCUGCGAGCUGGAGCCUGUGCGCCUCUCUGCCAACCCAGAGUUCGAGGCGCUGUCCUACAGCUGGGGCUCCGUCGGGCAGGCUACCGACAUACGGCUGAGCGGCCACAAGAUGCAGGCCUGGGAGAACUGCGCCGCGGCACUCCGAUGCCUCCGCCUGCCCAAGAAGAAGCGGCUCCUCUGGAUCGACGCCCUCUGCAUCAACCAGGACGACCUGGGCGAGCGCUCGGAGCAGGUCCUGCUGAUGCAGCAGAUCUACAGCCAGGCGCAGCAGGUGUGCGUGUGGCUGGGCGAGCUGACCGAGGGCGGCGCGAUCGGCAUGAUGCAGCUGCAGGACCGCCUGCUCGCCGUCGGCUGGGAGCAGCUCAAGCUGGACAGGAAGUACGGGCGGCCGCUGCUGUCGUUCAAGGAGAACAUCGGCAGCGCCGCGGGCAUCAUGAACAGGUCCAACCUCGUCCAGGAGCAGAUGAACGGCGAGGUGCGCGAGAUCCUCGACAGGCCCUGGUGGCGCCGCACCUGGAUCAUCCAGGAGGCCGUCCUCGCGGGCAGGAUCGUGCUCAUGUGCGGGCCCGAGACGGUGAGCUGGGAGAGCGUCGACGAGCUUAAGAGCAGGCAGUUCUGGACGCAGGCCCGCGUCGAGGUGUUUGGCGUCCCGGCCAACCCCAAGGACUUCUUCCCCGACCAGAUCUACCGCAUCAUAUCCGACUAUCGAGAGAAGUGGCGGAGGUCGCCGACCGAGAUCAACCUGUUUGACGUCAUGUACCGGUUCCGCCUCCUCGAGUGCACGGAUCCGAGGGACAGGAUCUAUGGGUUUCUGGGCAUUGUCCCUUCGGUGGUCAAGCUGGGAAUCGUUCCUGAUUACAGGAGCACGACGAGAAAAGUGUACCUAGACUUUGCGCGGAAGGCUAUCCAGGGCACGAGGACUCUAGAUGUGCUCAACUGCAAGAGGGAGUGGCAAGGAUGUGACACUCAGCCCGACUCCGGCCAGGCAUACAGUGUCAUUGAUCAGUCGCGGUAUUACGACGUCCACGCCCAGAUUGUCGAUGGCCCCGGAAAGAAGCCCAGACGGGGCUGGGCUCGGCUCCCCGAUGGCUGGGAAAGGAUCCCCAGUGGCAAGGUAUCCUUCUUCCAAGACCAUAACACAGGCGAGCUGCACGAGAAGAGCCCGUUAGAGGGACAGCCGCCUCGCCCAGCAGAGUAUCAUACGAAGCAAAGAUUUAUUCCUCCUGGAUGGUCUAGAAAAUGGAACAAUGUCGGACGUGCUGUGGUCGCAUAUGGAGUUGAAGAGACGCAGAGGGAGGCCGAAAUCAGGCAGAAGACCGCCGAGCUGCGUCGGGAAAUGGCCCAGAUGCCGUCGUGGGUUCCGAUCUGGGCCUUCUCCGUCCCGUGGGAUCCUAUGCCAUUGAUCGAUUGGACCCAGGCUACCCGCCAAUACUGGGCGGCCGGGGACACAGUGCCGUACCUGCACUCGACUCCCAACUCCUACAUCCUGUCGUUGGAUGGGAAACUGUGCGACGAGAUCCAGUAUCUGGCUCCGGCCUGGCACCCUGCGCCCGACAAGAUCCCGCCUUCGAGGCAAGGAAUCGACAGCUUGAUAAGCUGGGAGGCGCUCGGAUCUGUCGAGGUCGAGAGCUGUCCCUACGCAGCCGACGGUGGUCGCAAGAACGCUCUUUGGCGAACCAUGAUCGCCGACUUCGCCGGUGAACAGGCCGCACCGGCGGAGGACUGGGCAUUUGUCGAGGCAUGGUACGACCGGGUUGGCUGGGCCAAGGAGCUCCCCAACCUGACCUCUCUGGGGCCAUGGGACAACGGAUUGCAAGAGGGCACAUUGAACUCGGUCGAGAACGACAUGGUGGAGCACUUUUUCACGCUUCGGCCCCUGGCUUUCGAGGGUGUUCGCGAUGCGCUCAAGCAGUCGUUCACGGAACCGCGGCGCAUCAUCAAGUCCUACGGCGAGUACAUGCGGCGUAUCUACAGAGCGUGUGCUCACCGGGCGCUGUUCGUGACCAGGAGGGGAUACAUCGGCCUGGCGCCGUGGAACUCCCGGGAGGGCGACAGGGUGGCGGUGCUCUACGGAGGUGCGACGCCGUAUGUGUUCCGCCAGUCUCCGGUGACUGGGCGGUUUGCGCUGGUGGGCGAGGCGUACGUGUAUGGGAUGAUGGCUGGGGAGGCUCUGGACGGGAAAUUGGCGGACGAGCUCCCCACGAUGGCAAUCCAUCUCGAAUGA
Thyridium curvatum is the source of this 2319-nucleotide messenger RNA. RefSeq lists its product as uncharacterized. Bases 1 to 2319 code for a protein of 772 amino acids. The record is from RefSeq and is a predicted model, not a curated record. The transcript has a single exon. Lineage: Eukaryota; Fungi; Ascomycota; Sordariomycetes; Thyridiales; Thyridiaceae.